AUGCUGCUGCUGCGUGCAACCACCGCCCGCGUGCUCGGCCCGUCCGUCCUUGCGCGCUAUGCGAGCUCGUGGACCUUCUCGUCGGGCCUCGCAUCGCUGCCGCAUCCCAAGAAGAAGCGUGGCGAAGACGCUGCCUUCGUAUCGCCCACGGCGGUCGGCGUCGCGGACGGCGUCGGUGGCUGGGCGACCAAAGGCAUCGACUCGGGCGCGUACUCGCGCGCUCUUAUGAAGGUCUGCGAAGCCACGCCCGUGAGCAACCCUGUUGCCCGCCUCAAUGCUGCGUACGAAGCUGCAUCGGUACCUGGUAGCUCGACGGCCUGCGUCGUGAGCUUGCAAGGCGACGAGAUUACGGCAGCCAAUUUGGGCGACUCGGGGUUCCUUCACUGCCGCCAAGAAGACAACAAGUGGACGCUUCUCUUCGAGUCGCCGCCACAGUGCCACUACUUCAACUGCCCGCUCCAGCUCGGUAUGGACAGCCGGGAUCAGCCCAAGCAUGCGGACGUAACGCAGCACACGGCGCUGCCAAACGACUUGAUCCUGGUUGCGACCGACGGCGUGUUUGACAACCUCUUUACCGAAGAGCUUUUGCAGCUCCUCGACCAGAUCUCCGAGAUCCACCCGCCGACGCCCGACAACAUGCCUGUCUUUGCCAAAAUCAUUGCUGAAGUGACGCAAAAGGUCGCAGCCUCCGAGACGCGCAUGACGCCGUUCGCCGUGUCGGCGCGCCACGCCGGGUACAAGUCGACGACGGGUGGCAAGAUGGACGAUAUUACAGUGGUUACGGCGCUCGUUCAGGAAGGCAGCUAG
Molecule: messenger RNA, 807 nt
Organism: Saprolegnia diclina VS20
Lineage: Eukaryota; Oomycota; Saprolegniomycetes; Saprolegniales; Saprolegniaceae
Exons: 7
Coding region: 1-807 (268 amino acids)
Source: RefSeq, a predicted model, not a curated record